CAGGUGUUUUGAUGAAGAGGAGCAGGUGGUGGGAGCGGGCGGUGCUGGCAGUGUGGGGGUUGGUGACGGUGGUGUUGACGCAGAGCUACGCCGGCAACCUCAUGGCUCUCCUGGCUGUUAGGCACAUCUCUCAGCCCAUCCAGUCCCUCCAGGACAUCCUCGACGUCCACUCUGGCAUGUUUCUUGUGCUGGCGUGCGGCCUCGCUCUUGGUCUGCUUGUUCUGGGGAUGGAGCUCCUGUAUAGUCUUGGAGCUUCUGUAUAG
Procambarus clarkii (red swamp crayfish) is the source of this 263-nucleotide messenger RNA. NCBI's taxonomy places the organism in Eukaryota, Metazoa, Arthropoda, Malacostraca, Decapoda, Cambaridae. The record is from RefSeq and is a predicted model, not a curated record.